Ascochyta rabiei is the source of this 2319-nucleotide messenger RNA. RefSeq lists its product as uncharacterized. The transcript has 2 exons. The coding region runs from base 1 to 2319 and encodes 772 amino acids. Lineage: Eukaryota; Fungi; Ascomycota; Dothideomycetes; Pleosporales; Didymellaceae. The record is from RefSeq and is a predicted model, not a curated record.
AUGGCCAUGUCCGCCGCCGCCGCCGCCGCUGCCGACGACGACUUGGACUUUGACUUCUCCGACCAUGACCUCGACGACCUGCCCGCCAACGCCAUCCAGCAGUUCGAGGCCGACGCCAUUCGCGCCACGCAGCAGCAGACGCAGACGAGACGUGCAGCGCCCGAGUCCGACUACGGCCUGGACGACGGCGACGCAGUGGUGAACCUCGACGAUGCAGACAGUUUCGCCCAGGCCCAGCACGCCGAUGCCCACGACGCCUACGACACCUACGACGCCUACGACACCACCAUUGACGAGAGUCGCCACUUCGACCACGCUCACGACCACGCCCACGACCACGCUCACGACCAUGCCCACGCCCACGACCACGCCCACGACCACGACCACGCCCACCCCCACGUGCAGGCGCUGCAGCAGCCACGCCCGUCCCAGGCCGACCCCGGCCAGCUGCUCUCGCGCAUCAAGCAGCUGGAGCAAGACAAGGCCCGCGAGAAGAGACACGCCGACGACCUCAAGGCCAAGCUGCAGACCAAGGCCGGCGAAGCAGACACCCUCCGACGGCGCCACGAUGCCGACCUGCGCAGACACGAGCGCCAGCUGGCCGACCAGCACCUCUUCCACGGCGGCGAGCUGGCCAAGCUCAGGGCCGAGAUGGAGACCCUGCGCCGCGAAAAGGAGCAGGCCAGCACCAACAACAUGUUCCACCAGCACGACGUGCGCGACGCUGCCAUGGCCCCGCGCACACGAAAGCCCAUGGCCGCGCGUCCCAAACCCAGCGCUGCCGUAAGCCCAGCAGCGACCCCGCGGAAAAAGGCGCGAGGUCCCCUGGCCGAUGGCUUUGAAGACGACGAUUUGCUCGUGGCCUCGCCCUCGCGCGCCCGCGAGAGCUCCAAGACAGCAACGCCGAGCCUGGCCAGCAAGCGGAAAAGGAACGUCGUCGACGCAAGCCCCAUUCCUCUCCAGCUGAGCGAGCCGCGCUCUGCAAAAGAACCGGAACCCGUCCAACGAGAAGCACAGAUCGAUGCAGCUCUCUUGGAUUACUUCCGCAAAGACGACCAGCGCUUUGAUUUACUGCAUCGCCUUCUCGCCCACAGGUCGUCGAAUGGGACCGAUCGUGUCUUGGAGGUGCUCGCACAGCACGCGUUCCCCUCAGACCCUUCCAAACGACUGUCAUCCAUCUUCUACGAUGCCUUGGCCGCCAAGGCGUUCUCAGACGUCCACGCUCUGGCACUCGACAUCUGCUUCGCCAUCUGCCAUCUCUGGACGCGGUGUCUGGCAGAGAAGUACUACGCUCCUGUCAACUUGCUGCUCGACGCAUUCCACUUCGUCUUAGCAUGCGAACGGUGCGAGACUGCCUGCCAAGUAAAGGGCCGCUUCAUCCCGCUCAUGAUCGACUCGAUCGACUUGGUGGCGAACCCUCUGUCGAAGGCUGCCAAGGUAGGCGAAGACGCCGUCGCCGCCUUGUAUGCCUCAGGCCACCGCGAAGUCACGGCUCAGAUUGACGUCCUGGGCUGCCUGGAACUGUUGUACCUCAUCGCCACGAGCUGCGUCAGCAUGGACGGCACCGAGUCCGCCGAGCUGUGGGCAUCUAUUCCAUCCGACUUUGCCAUCAUGCUACUCAACAAAGAGCAGCCAAUUGCACAAGUCUCCCUCAUGCUCCGCAUCAUCAGCACCUCCGCACUGCCGGCCUCGAUCGGGCCCAUCACCUCCUCCGAUUCCCAAGUCGACAGCCAGGCAAGCAAAGAAGACGCCCUCAUCGGCCGUCUGACCAACCUCUUCACCGAAACGCCUGGUAUAACUGCCGAUUGUUCUCCGUCCUCGCCCUCCUCGCCCUCCUCAGAUCCACCAGAGACUGUCACAGAGUCGGACAUCCUGGAACUCCGCUUCCAGGUCAUCGACCUCCUCACUUCGCUCUCUAUUCCUCAGCACGGCGCCACCCGCCUCGCUCAGAACCGCAUCUGCAUCGGCCGGCUGAUAAAGUAUCUCGACCGCCUCCUCAUACUGCUCUACAAAUCUCCCCUCGCACCUACCCAAGACGUCACAAUCGACUCGAUCAACUCUACGAUGAAGCUCAUCUACCACAUCGUAACAAGCAAUCCCGGGUUCGACGUCAAGAGCAAGUUAGUCAACACGCUUGGAGGGCAGCACGCGUAUCUGGUGUCCCUGACGCGGUUGGCAUUCAGUGAUGGGUUAGUGUUGGAAGCCGGUAUUGAAGACGCAGUCAUUGACAUGGCGCAUCACAUUCUGGACGAGGGGCUCAGCUUGGAAGAGGGAGAGGCUUUUGGAGCUGUGUUUAGCACUGCGACGAGCACGCUGUAG